Brenthis ino (lesser marbled fritillary) is the source of this 1254-nucleotide messenger RNA. NCBI's taxonomy places the organism in Eukaryota, Metazoa, Arthropoda, Insecta, Lepidoptera, Nymphalidae. The record is from the annotation of a GenBank genome assembly.
AUGGACAAUGAAACUAUGGUCAGUUUUGAUGUACAGUCUCUAUUCACCAACCUACCAAUAGAGGACUGUGUCAAAAUAGUAUCAAGAAAGCUACGGGAUAAUAGUAUGCAAGAAGAAUACACUGAACUUUUGAAACACUGCCUUACAUCUGGCUAUCUAUUGUGGAAUGAUGAAUUCUACAAGCAAGUGGAUGGAGUGGCCAUGGGUUCGCCGGUCUCUCCCGUUGUAGCUGACAUCUUCAUGGAGGCCUUCGAGGAGACCGCCCUAAACACAUCACCUGUGACCCCUCGUUUCUACAAGCGGUAUGUAGAUGACACUUUCACAAUAUUACCAUCUGAUAAAAUAUCUGUAUUCUUAGAACAUCUUAACUCCAUAAACCCUAAAAUACAAUUUACAAUGGAAUUGGAGUCUAAUAAUUCUUUAGCUUUCUUAGAUGUAUUAGUCAUACGUAACCCAGAUAACACCUUGAGUCAUACUGUGUAUCGAAAGAAGACCCAUACUGAUAGGUACUUGAAUGGUGAAUCUCACCACCCCCCUUCACAGUUAGCUACCGUGGGAAAAUCUUUGUUUCAGAGGGCACGCGGGAUCUGUGACGAGCAACACCUGGCCGGAGAACUGCAACAUGUCAAGCAAGUUCUGCGAGACAACAAGCUGCAAGUGCCGCGCCUACGUCACAGGGACCGAGUGAAACCAGCCACAGUUGAGCGCGUCCCUGCAGUCCUACCUUACAUGAGAGGCGUCACUGACAAGAUUGGCUACAUUCUAAAGCGAGCUUCAAUUAAAACUUACUUCAAGCCGCCAAAGAAAAUUAGUCAGUUUCUACCACCUGUCAAGUGCCACAUCCCUCUACAAGAUGCAGGAGUUUACAAGCUUGAUUGUGAUUGUGGGCUCUCUUACAUCGGACAAACAAAGAGAUCCAUUAGAACCCGGGUCAAAGAACACAUAGCUGAUGUGAAGCACCGUCGCAAUACAACAUCUGCUGUCUGCAAACACAGUCAGGACCGCCCAAGCCAUUAUAUUCGCUUCGAUAGGCCUCAAAUCCUGGCGAAAGAAAACCGAUAUCGCCCUAGAAUGAUUCGAGAAGCCAUAGAAAUUAAAAAACAUCCUAAUUUCAAUAGGGAAGAUGGCUGGGUACUACCAUCGUCAUGGGAUCCUGUUAUUAAUAUAAUAAAAUCUAAUAAUAAAUCUAAACAUAACAGACAGGUAGAUGUAGUAAGUUCUUACUGUGUAGAUCAAAAUGAUAGCAUUUCUGAU